UGGGACCAGAGCCGCGGCCGUCGGAACUGGGGCCGUCGGAGCCGGGGCUGCCGGAGCCGAGUGAAUUGUUGCUGUGCAGCGCUCGUGAACCCUGGAGAACAAUGAUUGCGCGUGCCAGUACUCUGGAGGUGUGGCUACGGGGGAAUGUCUGAAGAAAGAGUUCUGCUCCAGUCUGCUGCAUAGUGACAUCAUCCACUAAUGGGUUGAGGCUGUGGCCUGGGCCAGGAUGAGUGAAGAGCUGCAAUUGGAGGAGAUACUGAUCAAGCGGUCGCAGCAGAAGAAGAGGACGUCACCGCUGAACUACAAGGAAAGACUGUUUGUCCUGACGACAAGCAGGCUGAGCUACUACGACGGAAAAGCAGAGAAGAAGUUCAGGAGAGGCUCCAUCGAGCUGAGUCGCAUCAAAUGUGUGGAGAUUGUCAAGAAUGGAGGAGGAAUCAUCCCCUGCCAAAAUAAAUACCCAUUUCAGGUGGUGUAUGAUGCCAGCACUCUGUACGUGUUUGCUCCGAGUCAUGACAGCAGAAGUCUGUGGGUCCAGAGCCUCAAAGAGCAAAUCAAAGACAAUCAGGUCAUCAUGGCCAAGUUCCACCCUCAAUUCUGGCAGGAGGGGGCGUGGCUCUGCUGCCGCCAGGUGGACAAACAAGCUCUGGGCUGUGAGGAGUAUAAUCUGUAUGGAGACAUUUCCAGAAAACCUUUACCCCCGAUUCCUGGAGAGGAGCGGCAGCGACGUCCACCUCCUCCCCUCCCCCCAGCAGCUGAGGAGGAUGAUGAGGAUAAAGAUGAAGUUGAUGGUGAGGAAGUGGUGGUAGCUUUGUUUGACUUUCCGGGCACUGAACCACAUGAUCUGAGUCUGGUUAAAGGAGGCGAGUAUGUCAUCUUGGAGAAAUGUGACAUAAAUUGGUACAAGGCACGCAACAAGUACGGUGAGGAGGGCUACAUCCCAAGUAACUAUGUAACAGAGAAGAAACACGGAAACCUGGUACAGUUUGUCUGGUACAGUAAACACAUCAACAGGAAUAAGGCCGAGGAGCUGCUGAGGAAAGAGGACAAAGAAGGAGCCUUCAUUGUCAGAGACUCCAGCACUCCAGGAAUGUACACUGUCUCAUUAUACGCCAAGUCUGUUGGAGGGGAGGGAGGAGCAGCUAUAAAACAUUAUCACAUCAAGGAGACACAAAGCUCCCCCAAGCAGUUUUACCUGGCUGAGAAACACCUGUUCAAUACCAUUCCUGACCUCAUCGACUAUCACAAACACAAUGCUGCAGGUCUUGUAGCCAGAUUGAGGUAUCCUGUAGGAAAACAGGACAAGUCUGCCCCAUCCACUGCAGGCUUCAGCUACGAAAAGUGGGAGAUUAACCCCAGUGAACUGACCUUCAUGAAGGAGCUGGGCAGUGGUCAAUUUGGUCUGGUGAGGCUUGGCAAGUGGAGGGCUCAGCACAAAGUGGCUAUUAAAGCCAUCAGGGAAGGAGCCAUGUACGAAGAGGACUUCAUCGAGGAGGCUAAAGUCAUGAUGAAACUAUCCCAUCCUAAGCUGGUGCAGUUGUAUGGAGUGUGCAGCCAGCAGAGGCCCAUUUACAUCGUCACAGAGUUCAUGGAGCUUGGGUGCCUGCUUAAUUUCCUCCGGCAGCAGCGGGGAAGCUUCAACCUGGAGGCGCUGCUCAGUAUUUGCCUGGAUGUCAGUGAAGGCAUGGAACAUCUGGAGAGCAACGGCUUCAUCCACAGAGAUCUGGCUGCCAGAAACUGUUUGGUGAAUGAUGCUCUUAUGGUGAAGGUGUCUGACUUCGGCAUGGCCAGAUAUGUGUUAGAUGACCAGUACACCAGUUCAUCAGGUGCCAAGUUCCCCGUGAAGUGGUCCCCACCGGAAGUCCUUAACUUCUGCAAAUACAGCAGCAAAUCAGACGUCUGGUCUUAUGGUGUGUUGAUGUGGGAGGUUUUCUCAGAGGGACGAAUGCCGUUUGACCAGACUCAAAACCACGAGGUUGUCACCUUGGUAACACAGGGCCACCGCCUAUACAGGCCCAAACUGGCCUCACCAGCCAUUUAUGAUAUCAUGCAGCUCUGCUGGCAUGAGAAACCUGAAGAGCGUCCAUCGUUCUCUUGCCUCUGUCUGAUGAUCUCCAGCACACUGGAGGACUAUGCCCCAACUGAUUAAUUGACCAGUGAACUCCCUCAGCUGGCUGUAGUGCCCAUGUUAGGUCCCAAUCACUUGUUGUUUAGAGUCUGCUGUGGUCACCAUGAUCCAUCAGGGUGUUAAAGUCAACAGUCAUAUAUAAAUUAAAGAAAAGGACACAACUAAAGGAGAAUAGUUUAAUGUUCCGUAUCCUGCCUGGAAAUGACCAAUCAGAUUAAGGAGACAGACUCACUCAUUCAGUAAUAUCAUUUGUUUUUCCAGAUAUGUCACUCCAAUGUCUGAAAUCGGAGAACACAACUCCUCAUUUCUGAUCUGCCCCUUUACUACUUUAAUAUCUGACCACAGUGUGAACUAACAGGAAUAUAAACCUAAAAGCUCACAGUGUACACAUUAGCUCAGAAAAAAAUGUAUGCAUGCUGAUCUACAGCUGAAUCCCUGCAGCUUUAUUUUUAUUAUUUGAGUGAGGACUCAGCUGUAUGGACUGAUUAAUGCAUUUCCCUUAACAUAGUUUACUGUAUCUUAUUCUGACAAAUUUACCUCCUUUUUGUAGAGAUGUUGCAUGUUGAUUCUUGAUGUUCUUGAUUUACAGGUAUUAGUUAUGAAGUGCAAUUAAAGCUAUACCGUAUGAUGUG
Molecule: messenger RNA, 2760 nt
Organism: Sphaeramia orbicularis (orbiculate cardinalfish)
Lineage: Eukaryota; Metazoa; Chordata; Actinopteri; Kurtiformes; Apogonidae
Gene: tec
Product: tec protein tyrosine kinase
Exons: 18
Coding region: 227-2149 (640 amino acids)
Biological process (GO): intracellular signal transduction; protein phosphorylation
Molecular function (GO): protein tyrosine kinase activity; protein binding; ATP binding
Source: RefSeq, a predicted model, not a curated record